Achroia grisella is the source of this 3527-nucleotide messenger RNA. RefSeq lists its product as uncharacterized. NCBI's taxonomy places the organism in Eukaryota, Metazoa, Arthropoda, Insecta, Lepidoptera, Pyralidae. The record is from RefSeq and is a predicted model, not a curated record. The transcript is spliced from 6 exons. Gene Ontology annotation, molecular function: ATP binding; transmembrane receptor protein tyrosine kinase activity. Gene Ontology annotation, biological process: cell surface receptor protein tyrosine kinase signaling pathway; multicellular organism development; protein phosphorylation. The annotation marks the transcript as partial. Gene Ontology annotation, cellular component: signaling receptor complex.
CGACAACUACGGCGUAGUAUAAUACAAUAUAAAUCAGUCGGCCCAGGCCCUCGGGACGGAGAAGAUGACGAGGAGUGGACGGUGACGGUGAGCGCGGUGAGCGCGGACGGUGCGGCCGCCAGCGGCGAGGCGCUGGCGCAGCUCGCGGCGCUGCGCGUGCGCGCGGCCGGCGUGCGGGCGCGCGUCGUGCCGCCGCCGCCCGCCUGCGCCGCCUCCCCCGCGGAGGGCGCGUGCGCGGCGGCGGCGCUGCGCGCGCUGGCGGCCGGCGAGCUGCACGCGGCGCUGCUGCCGGUGCCGGCCGCCGCCGCGCCCGCCGCGCCCGAGCUGCGCGACGCCGGCCUCGAGGAGCUGGGCGACGCCGCGCCGCCCGCGCGCCGCGCCUGCCUCGCCUCGCGCCCGCCGCUGCGCUCGCUGCUCGACCUGGCCGACGCGGCCGCCGCGCUCCCCUACCGCCUGCCGCCGCGCCGCCUCGAGGCCGCCGCCCGAGUUUUCUGCGAAUCCACCGAUUGCUCCGUCGAUGAAUUCACCCCGGACUACUGCAUCGGAGAAAACUCGACGUGCGCCACGCUGCUCACCAGUGAUACCGGCGAAGUAAAAAUAUUAGAAGACGUCAUUCGAAAACAUGAGCUGCGCGCCCGCGUAGUCGCGCUGGGGCCGCACCUCGCGAACGUGACCGAAGCUCUGGCGGCGCGCCGUGCCGUGCUGGUGUGCGACCGCGCCCCCGCCCUGACCGCGCUGGCCCGUCUCGACGCCUCGCCGCUGGGGCCUCCGCCCUGUGACGCCGAAGAAGUGUGUCCGUUCGAGCCACGGCGACUCAUCAAGCUUGCGAACGCCCGCUCUUUGGCACGAACUCCGAGCGCACUCCGCGUGCUCACACGCUUGCAUCUCGAUACUCAAGAUUUACGCGAACUGGGCAUUCAGGCGAAUACCAUUGGGCCUCUGCCCGCCGCCGAAGCUCUAAUCAAGAAGCGUCUGCAGGUGAUGUUACCCGGUGAAGUGCGAACUGCCGUGCUUCUACCUUUGAAUACUUCGCGGCAAGCGUACGAUGCCAGGGCACUGAUCGCCGCCGCGACGCUCGCCGAACAGGACCUCGAGGAGGAAGCCGCUCCAAACAUGGCGCGUUUUAAAACGGAGCUGACGGACGACGGGUGCUCCGCUCCGCAGGCGUACAAGUACUUGACGGACGCCCUCGGCACCGGCGAGUACGGGGCGCUGUCGGCCGUGGCGGGCCCGGCCUGCGGGGCCGCGUUCGCCGACGUGGUGCGGCUGAGUCCGGCGCACAUGAUGCCGGUGCUGGCGUACACCGCGCAGGCUCCGCCGCCCGCUCCCGCGACCGAGCUCACUCUGCUGGCGGCGGGCGACGCGCGCCUCUACGCGGAAUCGUUCGCGGCGCUGAUGGCACACUACGAGUGGCGGCGGCUGGCCGUGCUCAGCGAGCCGGCCACGCGAGCCUUCUUCGACGGCACGCGACUUCAGACCGACGUCAUCAUACACGUGGAGCUGCCGGACAGCGGCCCCGACGUCCAGUACGAACUCAUCAAGCAGUGGGCCGACCGCGUGGCGAGCGCCAACGCCAAAAUAGUGUACGCGUGCCUGGAGGACGCGCGCUCGGUGCGGGCGGCGCUGUGCGCGGGCGGCGCCGCCGGCCUCACGCCCGCCGCCGGCGCCGUGUGGCUGCUGCCCGGCGCGCUGCCGGACGGCUGGCUGGCGCCCGGCGCCGGCGACCGGCACGGCUGCUCGCGCCGCCGCCUCGAGCAGCUGGCCGAGGGCCACCUGUCGGCGGCGCCGCGCUGGCAGGCCGACUGGGAGGACGGGGAGGACGGGGAGGGCGGGGAGGGCGGCGCGGACGACGCGCGCGCCGACGCCUGGCGCGGCCGGCUGCGCGCGCGCUGCGCCGCCUGCGCGCGCCCGCCCGCCAGUGCCGCGCUGCUCUAUGACGUCACGCGCCUGUGGGCCGCCGCGCUGCGCCGGCUGCUGGCCGCGCACCCGGCCGCGCUCGACGACCUGCACCGCCCGGAGCUGGUCAGAGCGCUGAUCGAGAACGUGACGGAGGGCGAGUACUCGGGGCUGACGGGCCGUUUCUCGUGGACGCGGGCGGGCGGCGCGGUGUCGCGGUCGUCGGGCGUGGUGCUGCGGCAGUGGGCGGGCGGCGCGCGGCGGCGCGUGGGCGCGUGGCGGCGCGGCGCGCUGGCGCUGGACGCGGCGGCGCUGCGCUGGACCACGCCCGACGGACGCGCGCCCGACGACGGCGCGCCGCGCUGCGGCCUGCAGCCGCUCGCCGACUUCCUGCACAGCGACUGCCGCGCGGCGUUCAUCGUGCUCAGCUCGCUCCUGCUCGCCGCGCUCAUAUCGACGCUGGUCGGUGUCGUCUUGCACUGUAAGCGGCGAGCGGAACUCGAGUAUCGCGCGCGUCUGGCCGCGCUGGACAUGCGCACCUUCGGACUGAAGCCGGGCGGACUGGACCGGUGGGAGCUGCCCCGGGAGCGCGUCGUCAUCAAUAGAAAGCUCGGCACCGGCGCUUUCGGAACCGUGUACGGCGGGCACGCGCUGCUCGCCGAAGAUCGCGGCUGGACGGCCGUCGCCGUGAAGACGCUGAAGGCCGGGGCUACGACGGAGGAAAAGUUAGACUUUCUCUCGGAAGCCGAGGCGAUGAAGCGCUUCGAUCACAAGAAUAUUAUACGUUUACUGGGAGUGGUCACGAAGACGGAACCCGUGUGCACCGUGAUGGAGUUCAUGUUGUACGGCGACUUGAAGAACUACUUGCUCGCUCGGAGGCACCUGGCGGGCGGCGGCGGCGGCGGCGGCGGCGAGGAGGACGCGGCCGAGGAGGUGUCGGCGCGGCAGCUGACCAGCAUGGCGCUGGACGCGGCGCGCGCGCUGUCCUACCUGGCGCAGCUGCGGUACGUGCACCGCGACGUGGCGGCGCGCAACUGCCUCGUCAGCGCGCACCGCGUCCUCAAGCUGGCGGACUUCGGCAUGACGCGGCUCGUCUUCGAAAACGAUUACUACCGCUUCAGCCGCAAGGGCAUGUUGCCGGUGCGCUGGAUGGCACCCGAGAGUCUCGCGCUCGGCGUCUUCUCGCCGGCCUCGGACGUGUGGUCUUUCGGAGUGCUGCUCUACGAGAUCGUCACUUUCGGCUCGCUGCCCUUCCAAGGCCUGAGUAACAGCGAAGUCCUGGCGCGGGUCAAAGCCGGUCAGACCCUCGAGUUACCCUCCGGACUGAAACCGCAGCUGGAGGGGCUGAUCAAGUCGUGCUGGCAGCAGGAGUUCCGCGCGCGGCCGGGCGCGGCGGAGGUGGCGGCGUUCCUGGCGGACUGCCCGCGGCUGCUGGCGCCGUGCCUGGACGUGCCGCUCGACGCGCUGCCGCUCGACGCCGACGCCUGGCGCCUGCCGCGCGACCGCGCCGAGGCGCGCUGGGUGUCGUGGGCGGCGCCGCCGUCGGCCGCCACCGACACCACGUACCUGAGCGCGGACGCGCCGCCGCCCGACGAGGCCGACGCCUUCCUCGCGUGACGCGUGUCACGUGC